UGGUUUUUUUUUUUUUUUUCAUUUCUUGAGGCAACGUGGAUUUAUUUAUCCUGCCCUGCUUCUCGGCCGCCUUUUGCCUCCCUCGUUAUUUUUAGAGGACGGGGAGAGAAAAGAAAGCGAACAAUUUCGGACUUUUGUUUUGUUUUGUUUUCGGAAAGGGGGAUUUUGUCCAAUUAAGAGGAAUGAAGUCUGGCGCUGGAGGAGGGUCCCUCGCCGUCGUCUGGGGGUUUCUGCUCGUCUUCGCCGCACUUUGUCUGUGGCCAACAAAUGGGGAAAUUUGCGGGCCAAAUGUUGACAUUCGCAAUGAUAUCCAUGAGCUGAAACGCCUGGAGAACUGUACGGUAAUUGAGGGUUUCCUUCAAAUUCUGCUCAUCUCUAAAGCAGAGGAUUACCGCAACUUCCGCUUCCCAAAGCUCACUGUCAUAACUGACUAUUUGCUGCUGUUCCGUGUGGCAGGCUUGGAAAGCCUCAGUGAUCUCUUUCCCAACCUCACCGUCAUUCGUGGGAGGAACCUCUUCUACAACUAUGCCUUGGUUAUCUUUGAAAUGACAAAUCUUAAAGAGAUUGGGCUUCACAACUUGAGGAACAUAACCCGCGGGGCCAUACGGAUUGAGAAGAACUCUGACCUGUGUUACCUCUCCACAGUGGACUGGUCUCUCAUCCUAGAUGCAGUGUCCAAUAACUACAUCGUUGGGAAUAAAUCUCCAAAGGAAUGUGGAGACUUGUGUCCAGGAACAAUGGAAGAGAAGCCAUUGUGCGAGAAGACGUCUAUUAACAAUGAGUACAACUACCGCUGCUGGACCACCAACCACUGCCAGAAAAUGUGCCCCAGCUCAUGUGGCAAGCGAGCCUGUACAGACCAAAAUGAGUGUUGCCAUCCCGAAUGCUUGGGGAGCUGCACAGCACCUGACAACAACACAGCUUGCGUGGCCUGCCGCAAUUACUACUACGAAGGAGUCUGCAUGCCCACCUGCCCUCCCAACACCUACAAGUUCGAGGGCUGGCGCUGCGUGACUAAAGAGUUUUGCUCCAAAGUCCCUGCCACCGAAACAAGUGAAUAUGAGCGGUUUGUGAUUCACAAUGACGAGUGCAUGGCAGAAUGCCCCUCUGGAUUCAUACGCAAUGGGAGCCAAAGCAUGUUCUGCAGUCCUUGUGAGGGGCCUUGCCCCAAAAUUUGUGAGGACGGGAAAACGAAGACCAUUGACUCUGUCACGUCAGCGCAAAUGUUGCAGGGAUGCACAAUUCUGAAGGGAAAUCUGCUGAUUAACAUCCGUCGUGGAAAUAACAUUGCCUCAGAACUGGAGAAUUUUAUGGGUCUGAUUGAGACAGUAACAGGGUAUGUGAAGAUUCGUCAUUCCCAUGCAUUAGUCUCCCUGUCUUUCUUGAAGAACCUGCGGUAUAUUCUGGGAGAGGAACAGGUGGACGGGAAUUAUUCCUUCUAUGUGCUUGAUAACCACAAUCUUCAGCAGCUGUGGGACUGGAACCAUCAUAACUUGACGAUCAAGGAAGGGAAAAUGUACUUUGCAUUUAAUCCUAAACUGUGUGUUUCUGAGAUUUACCGUAUGGAGGAAGUUUCAGGAACCAAGGGACGACAGAGCAAAGGAGAUAUAAAUCCAAGGAACAAUGGGGAGAGAGCCUCUUGUGAAAGCCACAUUCUGCAUUUUGUUUCCAACACUACGCUCAAGAAUCGGAUUAAACUAACAUGGGAACGGUAUCGCCCUCCAGAUUAUAGAGAUCUCAUUAGCUUCACUGUUUACUACAAAGAAGCACCAUUCAAAAAUGUGACAGAGUAUGAUGGGCAAGAUGCAUGUGGCUCCAAUAGCUGGAACAUGGUUGAUGUUGACCUGCCACCGAACAAAGAGAACAAUCCUGGAAUUCUACUGCAGGGAUUGAAACCUUGGACUCAAUACGCCAUUUAUGUCAAGGCUGUUACCCUCACAAUGAUGGAAAACCAUCAUAUUCAUGGAGCAAAAAGUGAAAUUGUAUAUAUACGAACCAAUGCUGCAGUGCCAUCCAUUCCCUUGGAUGUUAUUUCAGCAUCCAACUCCUCAUCCCAACUGAUUGUGAAGUGGAAUCCUCCCUCCCUUCCCAAUGGCAACCUCUCAUACUACAUCGUACGAUGGCAGCAGCAACCUCAGGACAGUUACCUUUACAGACACAAUUACUGCUCCAAAGAUAAAGUCCCAAUUCGAAGAUAUGCUGAUGGGACCAUUGAUACAGAAGAAGCUACUGAACCCACCAAGCCAGAGGGCUGUGGGGGAGAAAAAGGACCUUGUUGUGCUUGUCCGAAGACAGAGGCAGAAAAGCAAGCUGAGAAGGAGGAAGCAGAGUACCGGAAAGUCUUUGAGAACUUCCUUCACAACUCCAUCUUUGUCCCCAGACCCGAUCGGAAGCGGAGGGAUGUGUUCCGAAUCGCAAAUGCCACUUUGGCCACUCGAAACAGGAAUGCGACUGGGACAGAUCACUUCACCAAUGUUUCUGAUGCAGAGGAGAGCGAGGUGGAAUACCCGUUCUUUGAGACCAAAGUGGAUGGCAAGGAGAGAACUGUGAUCUCCCAUCUCCAGCCUUUUACUCUUUACCGCAUUGAUAUUCACAGCUGCAACCAUGAAGCUGACACACUUGGUUGCAGCGCUUCCAACUUUGUCUUUGCAAGAACCAUGCCUUCAGAGGGAGCAGAUAACAUUCCAGGAACGGUAGCAUGGGAAGCAAAAGAAGAAAAUACCGUCUACCUGAAGUGGUUAGAACCUGCAAAUCCAAAUGGGCUGAUACUAAUGUAUGAAAUCAAAUAUGGGCAGCAUGGAGAGGAGAAGCGGGAAUGUGUUUCCAGACAGGAAUACAAGAAGCUUGGAGGAGCUAAACUAACUCAUCUGAACCCUGGAAACUAUUCUGCUAGAGUUCAGGCCACUUCACUAGCUGGAAAUGGGUCAUGGACUGAGCCAGUCUCUUUCUAUGUGCAACCCAAAUCAGCAAACUAUGGAAACUUCCUGCACUUGAUAAUUGUGCUCCCUAUUGCUUUCCUGCUCAUCAUUGGGGGAUUACUGAUAAUGCUGUAUGUCUUUAACAAGAAGAGGAACAGCGACAGACUGGGCAAUGGAGUACUUUACGCUUCUGUGAACCCUGAGUACUUUAGUGCUUCAGACGUGUAUGUUCCAGAUGAGUGGGAGGUGCCCCGUGAGAAGAUCACCAUGUGUCGGGAGCUUGGGCAAGGCUCCUUUGGAAUGGUGUACGAGGGAAUAGCCAAGGGAGUGGUGAAGGAUGAGCCGGAGACCAGGGUGGCCAUCAAGACUGUCAAUGAGUCUGCAAGCAUGCGUGAGAGGAUAGAGUUCUUAAAUGAGGCCUCGGUGAUGAAGGAGUUCAAUUGUCACCAUGUGGUUCGGCUGCUUGGUGUUGUUUCUCAGGGCCAGCCUACGCUGGUUAUCAUGGAGCUGAUGACACGUGGGGACCUCAAAAGUUACCUGAGAUCAUUGAGGCCAGACACAGAGAAUAAUCCUGGCCAGGCACCUCCAACUCUGAAGAAGAUGAUUCAGAUGGCAGGAGAGAUUGCUGAUGGGAUGGCAUACCUCAACGCCAACAAAUUUGUUCACAGAGACCUUGCUGCGAGAAACUGCAUGGUGGCAGAAGACUUCACAGUGAAAAUUGGAGAUUUUGGCAUGACAAGAGAUAUCUACGAGACAGAUUAUUAUCGUAAAGGAGGGAAAGGCUUGCUGCCUGUCCGCUGGAUGUCCCCGGAAUCACUGAAAGAUGGAGUCUUCACAACGCACUCCGAUGUCUGGUCUUUCGGUGUUGUACUUUGGGAGAUUGCAACGUUAGCGGAGCAGCCAUACCAAGGCAUGACCAAUGAACAAGUGCUCCGCUUUGUGAUGGAAGGAGGUCUGCUGGAAAAACCAGACAAUUGUCCUGAUAUGCUGUUUGAGUUGAUGCGCAUGUGCUGGCAGUACAAUCCGAAAAUGAGGCCCUCCUUCCUGGAAAUAAUUGGUAGCAUUAAAGACGAGCUGGAUCCAGCAUUCAAAGAGGUCUCCUUCUUCUACAGUGAAGAGAACAAGCCUCCGGAUACAGAGGAGCUUGACCUGGAGACUGAAAACAUGGAGAGCAUUCCUUUAGAUCCCUCCUCCACCCUCCAACCCACUGACAAGCACUCAGGACACAAAGCCGAGAACGGCCCAGGCGUGGUGGUCCUUCGGGCCAGCUUCGAGGAGAGACAGCCGUACGCACACAUGAACGGGGGACGCAAGAAUGAGAGGGCCUUACCGUUGCCCCAGUCUUCGGCCUGCUGAUCCUUAGAACCAGAAUCUCACAGAAAUAAAACACAGAAAAACACAUGCAUUGGGGGAAGAAAGAAAGAAAAUUACAAUAUAUUCAAAAGCCUACUGUACCUCAGUGGAUCUUCAGAACUGCCAUAGCUGCACUUGGGAGAACCCUUUUUUCAGUAAACAAGUUAUCGUAUUUUUCUUUUUUCAAUAUGCAAGCAGAUGUUUGUUUCAGUAAAGGACUCCAUUCAUGGGGCACACAGUUGGCCUUUUAAAACUCUAAUGUUAACACUUAAUAGCAACAGAAAACUUGAGAUCUGAUGUCUCUCCCUCUUCUCUCCUCUCUUCUCUCUCUCUCUCUCUCUUUCUCUCUCUGUCUCUCUCUUUGCUUCAUAAUGGGAAACAUAUCUGCGUGCAAGUUCAACCGUACAGCACUUUUAUCAGAUCAAAGAUAUCGCAGGCCAGGUGGCUCCCCGGUACCCUUGCAAGCACCUGCCUAACACUGUAGGUCUUUAUAAAAAAACAAACAAACAAAAAAAAACCAAACAAAAAAAAAACCCACAAAAAAACCCUAAAAAAGACUGGAUUUUUAAUGUUGCUCUUUAAUCUUUUUAGGAACACGUAAAAGAAUAAAAAAGGGCCAUCAUUCGUCCAAGGUUGUUACCAUUUUCAACGCUGCCAAAUUUUGCCAAAAAACUGAACUCUUUGUUUUUUGUUUUUGUUUUUUUGUAGGCAUGGAAGGAGCACAGUAAUCAACUGCUCUGUUCAAAAGAGAUCCUGACCAAUACAUUCUAUUCAAUCAUACACUGGUAUUUAAAAAAAAAAAAUUAAAAAAAAAAUUCAAAUUGUCUAGAUCUUGUUUCAAAACUGGACAAAAUGUGAUUUAUUUUUUUUUUCUUGUGAUGGAGAAGAUAAAAGGGAUGGGGUAAAGAAACAGCCCGCCCUCCACCCCUGUCCCCAUCCCAAUGAAUUCUGGACAAAACUGGCAGUGGUGAGCUAAAUAAACACGUGCAUUUUGUACAAAAAAAAAAGUCAACCGCAUGCCAAAAAUGAAACAUGAAAAACAUGAAAAUAACCGGCAGAGAUCUCCAUCGUUGCAGCCUGCCUUCCUUCACAGGCUUGCAAGGAAAAAAACACCUAGAAACAUAAAUUGGAGAAGACAAAAAAAAGCAGUAACCGGAUUCAAGUAUAUGAUGCUUUGUUGACCUUUUCUCUUUAUUAUUAAGACUUCUCGAAGGGUCUUGCAGUUCUAUGUUAGACCAUGGAUCAUUUGCAUACACAUUGUCUUUUGUGUCACUUUUAUAACUUUUUUACGGUUCAGAUACUCAUCUAUAUGUCUGUACAGAAAAAAGCUGCUAUUUUUUUUGUUCUUUAUCUUUGUGGAUUUAAUCUAUGAAAACCUUCAGGUCUGCCCUCCUUCCCUUCCCUCCCACUUCAACAAAUUUUCUUAUGCUUUGUACUAUAGUGUGUAACUUUUACUUCCUCCUUCCCAGUAACUGAUACCUUUCAUAUGAUUUGCCAUGAACUGUUUAAUGCCUUUUUAUAAAUACA
Gymnogyps californianus (California condor) is the source of this 5798-nucleotide messenger RNA. RefSeq names its product insulin like growth factor 1 receptor (gene IGF1R). Bases 183 to 4274 code for a protein of 1363 amino acids. Gene Ontology annotation, cellular component: axon; insulin receptor complex; membrane. Gene Ontology annotation, biological process: protein autophosphorylation; positive regulation of MAPK cascade; positive regulation of phosphatidylinositol 3-kinase/protein kinase B signal transduction. Gene Ontology annotation, molecular function: insulin receptor substrate binding; insulin receptor activity; ATP binding. The transcript is spliced from 21 exons. NCBI's taxonomy places the organism in Eukaryota, Metazoa, Chordata, Aves, Accipitriformes, Cathartidae. The record is from RefSeq and is a predicted model, not a curated record.